UAGGUCGAGAGCCAUGGCGGUCUAUUGUCGUUUGUUGGUAUUGUACUGUAGUGCAAAAGACGAUACGAAAAGUAAGGAGAGAUGAAGGCUGAUCACGAGCACGACGAUAGCAUAAGCCAACCAGAGAUGGUCAAUGGUGACAAUGAGGAUGAUGAUGGGAUGGACGCUUCUCUUUUCGAGAUUAUUCAAAGUCGUGCCGGUCAAGCCCAACCACCAACAAACGAGAAAAUGCCAGAUAAAAGCACAAAUACCGCUGCUAUUGGUUCUGGUACUACCCCAAUUACUCAUCAUGCGAGAACAAUUACCGCAGAAGUGGAUGUGGAUGUGGAUGUGGAUGACGACACUGUCUUGGAUACGCUAUUGGAGAAAGGACGAGUUGUUCAGUGUACUAGCGGUACCAUUUCCAAUACCAGGACGGCGGCCAAUGCCAAUGCCAAUGCUACAAGAGUGGAUACCGGUACCCCCAAAGUGGAAGAGCAAGCACUGGAAACUCCCACAAGAGCGAAUGCGGAUGUGGAUACUAGUACUCGAACACAUAUGCCAACUCUGGAAAGACAAAGACGCCCUCCGCCAGAAAGUCAGCCCGGUGCUUUUGCACUUGGUGGACGUGGUGAAAGCGAGGAACAUCAAGUAGAAGAACCAGUCGAGGUGUACAGCCCGACUUCUACGAAUGAAAGUCAGAGCACCAACAGGAGUCUUAAUGAUGGAUUGGUGGAGGCAAGAGAGGUUGAAGACGAAGAGAACCCGGCACAAACCUUGCCUCAUGCACAAGAGUACCGGUAUAAGGCAGCCGAGAAUGGAUUCCAGCAGUACCGGCCGUUUUUCUGUGGUGUGUUAGUCAUUGUCAUGUUAGCUGUCCUCUUGGGACUCUACUUUGGCGUUCAGAACGGUGAAAACAAAGAAUCCUCCAAACAAGAAGAACAAAGCCUACCGCCAACGGUCAUUCUGACCAACACCCCGACAGCCACUCCAUCAGCAGCUCCCUCUGCAAUUAUGGCUGAUCUCUUUGAAAUUCUGCCAGACUACACACUCGAGAGCCUCAGAAACUUCUCCUCUCCACAAAGCGAAGCAUUACGAUGGCUGGAAAACUAUCCAAAUAUUUCCCAAAUGGAAACCUGGCGCAAAGAACAACUGCUUGCCAUGACCACUUUCUAUCAUGCUAUGAACGGUUCACACUGGGCCCCCCAAGCUGCAAGCACUUGGAUAGAUUAUGAAACAUCCGAGUGUCAAUGGUUCUCUACCGUUGAGGGAUAUGUGAAUGAAGAUGGGACUUGGACAAUCCCAGAGUUCAUCAUUUCAUUUGCACAUAACCAGCUUUCUGAGGAAUUAGGAUACCAGCCUACCCAGUGUGAUGGUGAUGGACGAAUCAAUGCUAUUGCUCUUCUUGGAGCCAUUCAACCGGCAACUGGUGUCAGAGUCCCUCCCGAGAUUGAAUUACUGUCUUCACUGCAAUACUUUGACCUGUCAUUCAACCAACUUCAUACAAACUUGGAAGAUGUCAUGCCACCACAACUGUUUCAGUUGAAAGACUUGGUGGUUCUUGGCCAAAACUUUAAUUUCCUAACUGGAACACUGCCAACUUCCAUUGGAUUGCUCACGAAGCUUGAAAACUUUGAGAUGAUGACAAACAUGCUCAAGGGGACACUUCCAACACAGGUUGCCAUGUUGACAGAUUUGCAAUUUUUGGCAGUCCUAGGCACCCAACUGACUGGCAAUCUCCCCAGUGAACUUGGCUUACUUACCAGCCUUACAAGCCUUGGCGCAGAACAGAACAUGUUCACGGGAACUAUUCCCACAGAAUGGAGGAAUAUGAAGAAGUUGAAACAAAUCUACCUCAGUCGCAACCCAGGUCUGACCAGUUCAAUCCCACCAGAGCUUGGUGAACUGUCAAGUCUCAAUACAUUGAACCUCGAUGGGUGCUCUUUUACAGGAACUUUGCCAUCAGAGCUUUUUCUGUUGACCAGCCUGGGAGCUCUGUAUCUGCAAGCAAACUUGUUGACUGGAGUUCUUCCAACCGACUUGGGGUUGCUGAGCAGUUUAAAAUAUCUUCAUCUGGGGGGAAAUGAAUUGUCGGGCCCUAUCCCUCAUGAAUUGGCCCUGCUGACAAGUUUGAAAGCUCUUGCUCUUGGUGGAGCCUUUCAUACAGGCACAAUUCCAAGGGGGGUUGGCUUGUUGCAGAACCUAACACGACUCAUGCUCACAGACAGUCUCUUGACUGGGAUGAUUCCUUCUGAGAUUGGCUUGCUAUCUUAUUUACAAGUCCUCGAUCUGUCAAACAAUCCCGAUCUAUCUGGACCAAUUCCAUCGGAGAUUGGACUGCUGAGAGAUCUCUUUGAGCUUUUCCUGUCAAACAAUACACACAUGUCUGGCUCGUUACCUUUGGAGCUUGAAGAGUUGGUAUCAGCUUACAAUUUGUCAGAGGUGUACCUGCAAGGCAGCGUCAGCUUGACAGGAGAGAUUCCUGCUGGUGUUUGUUUCUUGCAGAUUCCCAAUUGUUCCUAUCCAUAUGGCUGGUACCAUGCCCCUUGUGUGUUGGAGUUUGAGUGCACUGGAUAUCUCUGUGGAUGUGGCUGCAACUGUACUGAUACUUCUUUUUAGCAACUGCAUCCGGCAAUCGCUCUUGCAAAGUUUGGGGAUCUACUAGCUAUACCGAUAGUCCCUAUUGAGAUUCUGGAUCGUAAUGUACAGGAGCCUUAAUGCAUGCAUAGAUAUAUAUUGUUACAG
Seminavis robusta is the source of this 2724-nucleotide messenger RNA. The record is from the annotation of a GenBank genome assembly. NCBI's taxonomy places the organism in Eukaryota, Bacillariophyta, Bacillariophyceae, Naviculales, Naviculaceae.